UUGUCUCCUUCUCGGUUUUUUUCUUGUUUCCUGGCUCGCCGCCACUAGUCCGUGGAGAAUAAAAGAAGUGUGGCUGCAAGCGAGCAGGGGGUCACCAGGAGUUCUCGACUCCGGCUUAAUGAGGAGUGAUAUACAGCCUUGGGUACAGACCUUGUCGUGAUGGUGGAGCUACUCACAAGUGUUGUGAGCGCCCGCCGUACAAGCAGACCUGCUUUGCAGGCUGCGAAGCUCGUACCUACGCUGCCAAUCCCUAUUCCCACUUCUCGUCGUGCGACUGGUCCGCCCAGUCGCUCGCCGACACGGAAGGAUUUAUCCUCUGAUCUCCUAUUCGACAUGUCACCUCCCCAGUCUUCGGGCAUUGUGCCUUCCCCACCGACCGCCAAUGGCUCUCAAAAGGUCAUAGGAAAACACGCAUCUCCACGUCGGAGUCCUCUUGACGACUUCAAUCUUGUCGACGUAUCGCGGGCUCUGGAUAAGGUACCAACACCGGAGGAGAUGUUCCUGUAUACAUUGCCAACUUUGGCGAAGCCGUCGGCGAAUAUGCACAGUGCAAACCGCCAAUCCCGCGUCAAAUCUGCCUACUCUCCGCACCGUAGCUUUGACCGGCAGACAAAAGCUGCGAGGAGAGCUGGUUCUCAUGCUCGCCAUUCGCGCGCUGAUGGCGGAAUCAAGGACAACCCCAAUCCGUCCUCAUUUGAUAGUCUUUCGGGGAGUGACCUUUCUCAAUCCUAUGGCUCUGAGGCGCCCAGACGAUCACCGUCUGUUUCCCAUGUCAAAAUCACGGGAUUCGUUACCCCGACCAAAAGCACGUUCACUCGUUAUCCGCCUCAGAGACCAUUAUCGCUUGCACCGGUCUCUGCUGACAAGACCUGGGAACACGUGCGGUAGCGCUCCUCCCAGCAGCGUUGCAGGCGCUGCUGUGCACCCUGAACGAAAAGUAAUUUUACGCCCCGCGCAUCACGACGCAGUAAUGACGACUGGAUAACGUUCUACAUGAUUAUACCCAUGUUUUCACAGUGGAAUUCGGAACACUUCACCUUUUCAAGCCAUCGAGUGCCCUCCCUAUGCAUGUUCCUCCGACCUAGCCGGGAUGUUAUCCCAGCUUACGAAAAACACGCUCGAUGGUAUUCGUUCGUUGCAUUGCAUUUCAUUCCCAUCAUUGUCAUCAUUCCUUUUGCAGUCCUCGCUUUCGAUGUAUCGGGUACAUCAUGUAGCGCUAAACUCUGUAUUCUACUAUCCACUUCUAUCGACGGGUCUUUUGCCGGGAACAUAUCCGAGUGC
Molecule: messenger RNA, 1281 nt
Organism: Gloeophyllum trabeum ATCC 11539
Lineage: Eukaryota; Fungi; Basidiomycota; Agaricomycetes; Gloeophyllales; Gloeophyllaceae
Exons: 3
Coding region: 160-888 (242 amino acids)
Source: RefSeq, a predicted model, not a curated record